CAAAAUAGAGAGCAUGGCGGACGGAUUGCUUUCAGCUAGUCGAAGUUUCCAUCACAAACACGACGACGUUGGCGUUGUUACCGAAUCAUGCACAGUUUAUCAUAGGCGAUGGUAUAUUUUAGUAGUUUUCUCUCUGAUCGCAGGAGUGCAAGCAGCUGUUUGGAACACAUGGGGGCCAAUAACGGGCUCCGCCGAAGAUGUGUUUGGAUGGUCAGAUGGGACAAUAGCGUUACUAGAAAAUUGGGGGCCAAUUGCAUAUAUUAUAUCAUUCUUGGUGUUUUCUUGGCUCAUGGACAUUAAAGGUUCGUGGUUUUUUUUUGCUAAAAUUUGUGGGGGUUGGGGAUCGGAUUCUGCAAGAUUUUGGUAUGAAUAUGCGUAAAAACAAGUCAUUGCGUGCACGUUUCACAGCUCUUUGCGCGCGUCUACAUCCGCUGCAAUAAUCCAUGUUUAAUUAUGUUCAAAAACAGCUUGUACCACUAGUAAUCUUGCAAGCUUUUAGAUGAAACUUCGCUGCCGAGAUCACUGUUUCAGGUUCUUAAUCAGGGAGUAGAGUAUAAUUUCUUAAAAGCUUAAGCUUAACAAACUGGUUGAUUUCCUGUCGUUCAGACGUUCACUAAACGGGUUAGGGCCAACAGCAGUUACUCUAUCAAUCGACACUAGCUUUUACAAAAUAUUCGUAAUAAUAUCGAUUGAUGUUAUAAAAUACGCGACAAUGUAAAUGUCUCUAUUUGCUAGAUAAAUCUGAAGAAAAAAACGGCUCUUGCAUAACAGACACAUGUAAAAGAAAUUUACUGCAAAAACCACAGGUAACCCAGGCUCACUGUUUGUGUCACUUACGGGUUUCAUAACAUGAGUAAAUAUAGAGAACAUAUGGGGUGAAGUUUUGGUCUGGAAAUUUGCUAGAAAAUGGAAAAAAAAUCGAUGAAACUUACCUAGUAUUAUAAUAGAUGGACAGCCGAAGCCGGUUGAACUAAGUCAUAGAGGGCAGGAAGUGUAUCCUUUUCUUCAAUUUCUGAUAUUGAAUUUUAUGCACAGUAGUUGUUUUCUGAUGGCGUUAAGCUUCAUUUCAUGAAUUUGUGCUUUUGUGCUUUAUGACUUACAACCGCAGAUUCCGGCUCGCAGACCACAGACGGGAGAUCUUUAGUUUUUCCUCUUGUUGUAAAUUUCUUCUCUUUUCUCUCUUCGAGUGAACUUGACAAUUAGUCAAUCUUUCACUUUCGUUGUUGGCGGUAAACGAUGAGCGAUCAAUAUGUAUUUUCGUUGAGGUUCACUCCCAUAAUGUCAGACAUUUCUUUCACCAGCAACGCAGGGCUGUCAUUAGGUACGACCGGAUUACCGGUUAUUUUGAGACAGUCUCUUUGCGCGUCCUGCUUGAGCUCAUCCAACCUGACCUGGACAUUAAAACCAUCGUUGCUGAGCUUGUUUAUGUCUUCCUUGAUGUCUUUAAUUUGGCUUUCCACGUCUUUGCUGUGUUCUGUUAUGUCCUUGAUCGUCCACAUCGUACAGUGUUGUAUUUCUUUGAAAUAACAUUUUGGGACUUUUCAAUUUCGUUUAACCUUUUUUUGAGGUCUGGGUUUAAGCAAGUCUAUUUCCUUGUGGAUUUCCUUUCGGAUAUUGGGAAGAAAUUCUUUUGCCCACAACUCUUUUAAACUUCCCACAAUUAAACUCAUGCUCUGGGUUAAAUUCUGUAUAGUUAAACUCUUAAAUUCUGUACGGUUAAACUCUCCACACGUUUAACUCUCCACCAGCCAUCUUUGGUCGCACGUGUUUCAGUGCAGGUGACAUUUUCAUGCAAGAGUUGGCAGUUAACCAUUUUGUGCAUCUGAGAAGCAGGUUUCCAAUAGUUUUAACUAUUAUUUAAUAUAGAAAUAAAAGUAUUAAAUUAAAGUCUUUUUAUUUACAUGUCCCAUCUGCUGCAUUUUCUGUAGGUCUGAGGGUAUCUGUACUCGUAACAAUUGCGCUAAUGUUUGUUGGAACUGGGUUACGUUGUAUCACAUCAGAACCAAAGAAUGCUACAUGGUGAGUGACUUGUUGGUGUAUUUUUUUAUUCUUGGUCCAAAUAAAAACAUGUUUUGUUUCAAAUUUAUUGUUGUGUGUUAUAUUGCUAUGCCCUGAUACAUAAAAACGACAAUAAACUUUGCACCAAGGAUGUAUUUUAGCCUUUUAUUACAGUUUUUAAAAUGUCCAGAGUGGUUAUGUCUUUGGUAAAUGUAUUUAUUGUAUUAUUUUUAUUUUAUUGUCACAUGGUUUUAUUCCUGGCCUUUCAGCUCUUUGUCAAUCAUACCCAGCUACAAGGUUCAGUUGACCUGUGGAAUAUCAUAAAUGACGUCCCCUUUUAAAGAAAUACCCUUGUCUAAUAAAUGCCUCCUUUCCCUUUACAAUGUUAAAUUUGUGUCAGUGCCCCUCCCUAAUAAACACCCCCUGUCUAAUAGAUGCCCCCAUGACAAUUUCUCCACAAAUAUACCAGAAAAAUAACAAAACGGAGCUCAUUAAAGCAUCUUGUUCAAUAUCAAAUUCAAAUGACAACACAAUGACCCUGAAUGAAGACUCAGACAAUGAAGUUGAGAUUUGAAACAGAGAUAUGGACCUCUUGACAACAUAGAUGUAUCAAUGGAUCAUCUAGAUAUUCUGCUAUUUAUAAACUCCCUUAAUAUUUUCACCAAAAACUUAUUAGUUUUGUUUAGCUUGUUACAACCAUGAAAGUAAAUGCUAGAUGCUUCCUAUCUUUUAGACACCCCCUCUUACCCCUAAAAUUAACCAGACGCCCAGGGUGCCUUUUAGAAGAUCAAUUUUACGGUAUGUCCAGCAAACCUGUCUAAUAACGGAAAAAUUAUUUUUAUUUAAUGUAGGCUGAUCCACAUAGGUCAAUUUCUCAAUGACCUUGCUGCACCAGUUGCCAUGGGAGCACCACCUUUAGUGUCGUCAACAUGGUUUCCUCCUCAUCAAAGAGCAACAGCGACAGCAAUUUCUUCAUUAAUGAGCUACGUUGGAAUAUCUGUGUCUUUCGGUGUUGGUCCCUUUGUUUUGAAUCCUUCAGAAGUGGCUGAACCUCCUAAUGCGACCAUGCUUGAUGUGGCAGAUGUUGAUAAUAUUACAAACAGUUAAGUUUUACUUGUGACCAAGUAAAAUGCUCGAAAAAAUGUGCUUUUGAAUACUGUAAUGAUAUUGUCAACUUGUGGUUCAACUUGUUUUCUGUCUUUCAAAAAAAUAUUAAGAGGGCUAAAAUGUUUCUUUGCUCCUUGUCUGUAUAAUCAUUACCAUAUCAUAAUAAUAUUAGGUCCAUAUUAUUAUGGUUACUGUAAUGAACCAGACACUAAGAAAGUUGAAGUAGAAGUCAAGCUGGCUUGAGAAUUUUUGUCCUUUAUUUGGAAAAUACUUGUUGUUAUUAUUGUCAAAGCCAUUUGACAGAAAAAAGCAUAAUUGUCUUGAUUUCUAUCAAUCAACUCUUUCGUAUUUUUGGCCUUCAAAUCUUUAAAGGUUUCAUCUUUUUUUGUGUUUUUAAAACUGGUCAUGCUUUAAUGUCUGGUACUUUUUUCUUCAUAGAAAUGCCUUGGAGUGAAGCAGUGUCCAUUGCAAAGAGACACAUUAUGUUGUAUAUGUAUAUAGGUAAGUGUUAUUAAUUUGUUUAUUGUGACAUUAAUGAUAUCAAGAUUAUUUUCAAAGUAACAAAAUAUAUACUUUUUUUCAAACCUUCUAGUCAUUGUUACUGUAGUACAAUGUGAUGAUUUUUCUUUAACUUUUUGUGGACUGAACAAAAAUUUUUCCCAUCAUGAUCAGCUGUUAAUAGACAAGUAGUUUGAUCCUGAAAUCAACAAAACUCUUGAUUUUGCUUUUUUCUUGGGACAAUACUUAACAGUGUACCCCAGGCUCCUUAAGUGUAAUUAUAGUGUAAUGAUUAAUACCUUUGUAGUGUAAUAAUCUUGUUUGCCUUCUGCCUUCUGCAGAGUUUGGAUUAGUGUCCCUGUUGUUUCUCUGUGUCCUGUUAUACUUCCCUGCAAAGCCUCCAAAGCCACCCAGCUUUUCUGCAGCAAAGAAGAAGGUUGAUUACAUAGAAGGCGCAAAGAGGCUUAUGAAGUAAUGUACACAGUCAACAUAUAUUAUUGUUAUCAUAUUUUACACCACCUCUGCAUCAUUCCUGUCAUUCCCCACCCAUUUUUCCCAAUUUCUGCCACCUUUCUUCAAUCCAUUCCUGCCUCCUUUCUCCCUUUUCCUGCUCUUUUUCUGGCAGUUUCUGCUCUGCUUUUUCCACUUCCUGGACCAUUCUUUCAGUUUCUUCCUAUUUCUCCCAGUUCUUGCACCCUUUCCCUUUAUACAGGUCCUUUUCCUCUUUUCCAAAUUUGACCUGCUCCUUUUCUUCCACCUCUUGCUGCCCCUGUCUCUCAGUUCCUUGUCCUUUUUUCCCAGUUCAUAUUUCCCAUUUUCCAGCUCUUUUCCCUUUCCCCUUUUAUCUGUCCUAUCUGUUCCACUUUUAUUUACUUUCCAGUUUCUUCUCUUAUUUGUCCAGCUCACGUCCUUUCUUUUAUGCAGGCCAUGCCUCCUUUUCUCUGUUCCUAUCUCCUUUGCCCACUUCCCAUUCCCAUUACUCCAUUUUCUCAGUUCUUACCAUCCAUCUCUUUUUCCAAAUUCCCUUGCCCUUCCAUCCAGUUCCAGUUGGUGUUCUGUUAGUUCUCUCUUUGUAGUUGAUGAUACCAGCAUUUUUUUUUACUGGGAUGAAAUAAUGAGGGUAGUUAAACCACUGGGUCAUUGUUGAUCAAAAUUACUCAAAUUAUAAAAAAAGGAUUUUUGUUUUUACUAUAACAGAAACUGGCAGUUCUGGAAUUUGAAUGUACUCUAUGGGUCCACAACAGGUAAUGAACUUGCAUACAGUUACUGCAUUUGCUCGAAUAGCCACCAAAUCUUAAAUAAGCUUCACCUUGAAAGUUUAAAAUUUACACUGAAGGAUUUGUAUGGAGAACUACUCAACCACAACUGGAUGGCAAGAGUUGAUUUUCCAAAACAAAUCCUUCAAAUUUUUGGCAGCCAUUAUAAUUGCUUAUUUUGAGAAUCAUAUAUGAUUGAAAAUUUAUAGGUUAUGUUAUUCAAAUAUGCUUUUUAGAAAGCAGUUUUUCACUGAAAGAGGAAUGGUUUUCUUGUUUACGGAAAGUCGAUCACAUGACUAACUUUUGACCAACUGCAAAGGCCUAUUCAGAUUCAUCCUAACUUUCGUCCUUGAUGGUUCUUUUUUUCUGUUAUUGUUCAUUGCCUUCAUUAGCUUAGUGUACAAUGUAAAAAUCUUAAAUUGUUGUCAUUUUGAAAUCAUUUUUGUGUUUUACGGUAGGUGUUUUCAGUGGAUGGGGCGGAGUUCUGGCUGUAAACCUCCUGUCAUUUAACUUGAAGCAAGUAUGAUACAAAUAAUUGUUCUCUAUCUUCUAUGAAUAAACUUCCAGGCAAUGUAGUGAUGCAGUUAAAAAAUACUUACGGUGAUCAAUGACAGCCAAUCAAAUCUCUCUUACUGAGCCAACGAUAUAAACUAUCUUAUAUCGAGUGAUUGAUGUUAGCAGCGUCUGAACAGAUCUGAGCAAGUUAUUUCUUCCAGUCCAUAUAUAUUCAAUUUAUGGUUAAUUGUAGACGCUUAAAUGUGCCUAUUUAGCGUCAUUGCACCCAGCACGUGGUAGAACCGUGGUAGGAUUUACCACGCCUGGUUGCCCUUCGUAAUCUUUCCGAAAUAUGGCAAUGUUGUAGAAAGGGAGAAAACAAUAGUGAAUAGAUUACGGAGGGCAACCAAGCGCGGUAAAUUUGCGCGUGCUGCAUGGGAAUUUGAUGUUGUGCUAAACUCGAGACAGUAGGAAAUCCCAAAGCAAAGAAUUAUCCAAAUCUAUCACAUCGCUUCUUUAUUUACUAAUUUUGCGCCUACGUGAGGCACCUUAAAAUGUUUCAAUGGACUCUAAAAUGGGGCAUCUUAUAGUACAAUGAUCAACUGCAGCACUGAAAGUUUUUACAGAAAAUGUAUCGUCGAAUUUUCGUUUAAUCGCUGUUUUCGUGAAAGAAGCCUUAGAAAUUACAAGAAGAGCUCAGCAUUACGUUUUACCCAGAUUCACAUGUUUUCAUGUUUUUCGAAAUGGCUGAAGUCUUCUUGCGUUUAGCUGAUUGUAGAGUGUAUAAGGGUAAGUUGCAAAACGAAUGAGCGAUAAAACCUUUCCGGAAACAUACAAAAAGUAGCAAAUUUGUCUGCAUAAAGUCGAGUCUUCAGUUCAUGCAUAAUUUAUACCCUUUUUGUAGAAACUGCAAGAUAUCUCGAAAUUCCUCUAAUAGAUUUCUGUGAAACUUCACAUAACGGAAAACAAGCACCCAAAGUAUGCGCAGCGUCAAUCACUUCCAAAGUAAAUAAUAUCAUAAUAAGUUUAGUCUUUUUACCAUAAAGAUAAAUUUGUUAAGUGUAAGAGAUUAAAAGAUGGAAGGUGUCGCUAAGAAAUUAUUGUAUCAAGCCACCUUAAGUCCCGUUUUCAAGGGCACGUUUUUCAAUAGGAAAACUAGCCAAGCAGUACACCAAGUAAUGAGCAAAAAGUGCGUGAAUUUUAUGAACCAAACACGGAGUAAGAGAUACAUUAAUUUGACUGAAAUAUUUCUUAUUUAAGCUCAGUUCAAAUCGGUGCGGCACCUUAUGAUAAUGUUUAAAACGAUCAUUUCUUGUGGAGUACUUCCUGGUUUAUUGCACCAACUACAUCAGUAAUUUUAUGUUAUAUAGUGCGCCUACUGUUUAUUUGUUAUUUAUUUCACUCUUUAUGUGUUCAGGAUACGGCAGGAUGGAUUGGUUUCUAUGCCAAUAUAUCAGGCUGUAUUUUUGGAUUUGUCAUGGCUAGGUAAUGAAGUGCACAAGUAGUACCCAGGGGGUAGAGGGUGGGGUAUUGAUGAUGUUAUAUAGAUUACUUUUGUUCUGAGGGAGGGGGGGUUAAUGUUGUACGGUUUAUUUUGAUCCUUAUGGCAUUGAUCACAGGCACCCUAAGCUGACGAGUGAAUAUCACUGUUGAAUUUCAUAACGUAACUAUAUAAGUUGUACGGUAUUUAUUGUGCGUUGAUGUCAUGUUUUUAGUUCGUUUCACAGUGAUUCUAACCCGUUUUUAUCCUGCCGUUGUCCUCUUUAUGUAUCGUUUACUAUUAUGCUAUGUAAACUGUGGAUCUGGAAUCAAAUGGCGACGUCCCAGCUUACUGUUAAUAUGGUUAAACAUGUACAGAGGACACUUGUGUUGUCUUUCCCUGCUAGAAGAGGCGACUUUUCCCUGUUAUUUGGUGGGCCGAAUACCAGGAAAGUGUUGUCUUCCAUCAUCCACAACAUUUAAUAGGCCAUUUCCGAGUUCCCCCAGGCCUCUGUAUCAAAACGAGGGUAGGUGCUCAGCCUUUGAUAUGGAAAUGAUUUUUCAUUCUCAUGCAAAUAAAACUCAUUUUCACAAGAAAGGUCGUGCACCUAGCCUCAUUUUGAAAGUGAGGGUUUUUGGAACUCGGAAGUAGCCUAUUCAUUUGUUAGCCCUAAACCGAGGGUAAAUUGUGUCUUCCUGACUAAUAUUAGUGCACGGACGUUUUAUCUCCUAUUUAGAUACUUGAAGGUCUGAUUGGAUAUGGCUUCGUUUAAACUGCAGUAUAGAUCAUAAUAGAGCCGGUUGUGAGACGUCACGCAUAACCAAUUUUAAUUUGAUUCAUUGUUAGGUUUGCUGAUGUAUUUACAGGACACAUGAAGUUGUUUCUCAUUUUUCUUUUCGUGGGUUCUACUGGCUCCUUUCUCUGGUUUUCUCUGCUCUGUCAAGGCCUUAUUCCGUUUGGAAUAGGUAAGUUUUCACUACAUCUGUUUGAACACCCCGUUUGGUUGUGUUUGCACGGAUCGCGUCUUUUUUAGACGUAAUCGGAAACUUAUUAAGGAGCUUAAUAUGCAAAAAGGACUGCGACGGCUAGGAAAACGUCACUUAAAAAAAGUGUUCGCGCUGCUUUAAACUUUAUCGCGCUUACUCCAACUCGUUCAUUUCGUCAAAUUUUGGAGAAUAUCUCGGGAGUUGAAUUCUAAAGAAAAAGAGGGUCGUUUUUUAGUGUUCACGUCCUUCAAAAAACGUGAAAUUAAUGAGGCAGUUUCACGUCGUAGUCGUACAACGACUACAAAGACUGAAUGUUCAAAAAAGCGUAAUGCACGCGCAAAGUUAGGAAAUAGAGCAAUUUGAUUGGUUUAUUGAACGGAUACAAACGCGCGUGGCGUUUGGUCGGUUAAGCGAACGCUCUGGUGAAAAAACGUCAAGCCCGAGAACUUUCUAGAAAUCAAGCGAUAGUUCGCUUUGACGUCAUACUGCAACACCAUCGGCCAAUCGAACAAUGUCUUCUCCAUAUUACGGUUUUCUCUGGCGGGAAAACGAAGAGUCCAUGUUUUCAUCUUCUCAUCCAUUGGCUGAUAAAACAAAUAACGAACACUUACGGAAACCAUUUUUCAAGGUCGAAAAUCACUCUAUUGUUUUGCUUUUAAACCUAUUGCUUUUUUUGCCGUUCUAAUUGUUGUCGCCGGCGUCGUUGCUUAAGCUCCCCAAUAUUUCAAACUUUCCUCAUACUUUAUUCGUGUUUUUUUUUUCUUUUCCACCUUCAGUUUGGCUUUACAUCUCAGCUGUUCUUGGUGGCUGUUUUAUCAAUGGCUCUAUCCCUCUGUUUUAUGAACUUACAAUUGAGACAACUUAUCCCAUCGCUGAGGGAAUUCCUAUGGCUGUAGUUACCACUUCAAACCAUGUGGCCUGCUUGCUUUUUCUAGCAGCUCUUAUGAUUCCUGGUAUAGGUAAGUCAGAUGGAAAGCUUGCUCCUACUUAUUCUCUUUUGGUUACCAAGGGAAACAUUUGCAAAGAAACAGUAUUGAAAUUGUGAAAUUGAUAAUUAUACAGUUUCAGUGAUUUCAAUCAAUGUUGUGCCAGGAAUUUCACGCCACAAAGAGUAGAUUCGGGAGGCUCUGAAAAAACCGUGGUUUCCACAAAUGGGGAUCAUCCCAUUGUAUUCCGCGAAUCAAAAACGUUUAUUCCAUUUUAUCAUAAUCCGAAUAAAAAAUUAUGUGGAUUUUUUAACCCUCCAACCUGCUCUUCGAGCAGUCCGUAAGGACCUGUUUGUAUGAAGUGAAGUUGGCCCUAUGCCCUAUAAAGACGGUCACCCUUCCAGCCAAGUCAACUUAAUCGUGCGUUUAUAUGAGAAAAAACGUUGUCCCUUUGCUCGAUAGCUCAAGCCAACAGCCAGCGCUCGUGCAUGCUCUGAUCGACACGUUUUGAAUAGGAAAUGAAAAGGUUGCUCAUGAUCAUGGGUUGGUUAAGCUCGGCUGAAAAAACUUCAUGCCCGAAGAACUUUCUAGAAAUCAAUCGAUACUUGGCUUUGACGUCAUACUGCAACACGAUUGGCCAAUCGAACAAUGCCUUCUCCAUAUGAGGCGGGUUUUCUUUGGCGGGAAAACGAAGAGUCUAUGUUUUGAUCUUUUCAUCCAUUGGCUGAUAAAACAAAUAACGACCACUUUAAUACCGAAACCAUUUUUCAAGGUCAUACGAAAAUCGCUCAAAACGGGGCCUAAUUUUUGAGGUUUUAUUUCGUAUCCAGGUACCAUGUGGAUGAAUUGGUGUAUGGUGGGCAUAUGCGCUGGAUGUAUUCCACUGUUACUGCUGUUUAAAGAGAAAUACUCGCGCUUGCAGUUAGAUGCAGCUAACAAGAAAGCCAAACGAAUCUCUGUUCAGGUCUCCCAAGACGAAGAAACCCCGCUGGUAUCUUCCGUUAAUAAAGGACAGUACGGUGGGGAUGAUAAUGUCUUCAAAAAUAGGGCUACUUCAAUUACUUCGGAAGUUUAAAUCGUUGUUGUUAUACUG
Porites lobata is the source of this 9839-nucleotide messenger RNA. The record is from the annotation of a GenBank genome assembly. NCBI's taxonomy places the organism in Eukaryota, Metazoa, Cnidaria, Anthozoa, Scleractinia, Poritidae.